AUGGCCAAUCUCCGUAUCCCAUCAUUUAUCUUACCAAUUUUCCUCUUCGCUUUGUCUUCAUUAAGCUACAAUGCUAAUCUGGUGGAUGCUCGUCAACUUUUGGAGACACCAGUGCCGGAGAUACCCAAGCCUGUAUUGCCAGAGCUACCACCAUUGCCUAAGGUUGAUUUUCCAGCAAAACCCGAGCUUCCAAAGCUUCACCUGCCCGAAAUUCCUGAGCUCCCCAAAGUGCCUGAGUUGCCCAAAAUUCCAGAGCUCCCAAAGCCUGAGCUUCCCAAAGUGCCAGAGUUGCCAGCAGUUCCUCACUUGCCUGACCUUGACAAGCUCACAUUGCCCAAGGACUUCCCUGUGAUCCAUCCUUGA
This is a messenger RNA of Mangifera indica (mango), 363 nucleotides long. RefSeq names its product protein PELPK1. The transcript has a single exon. The record is from RefSeq and is a predicted model, not a curated record. The coding region runs from base 1 to 363 and encodes 120 amino acids. Lineage: Eukaryota; Viridiplantae; Streptophyta; Magnoliopsida; Sapindales; Anacardiaceae.